Eublepharis macularius is the source of this 4065-nucleotide messenger RNA. It is a transcript of the gene EIF2AK2, whose product is annotated as eukaryotic translation initiation factor 2 alpha kinase 2. Gene Ontology annotation, biological process: protein phosphorylation. The record is from RefSeq and is a predicted model, not a curated record. NCBI's taxonomy places the organism in Eukaryota, Metazoa, Chordata, Lepidosauria, Squamata, Eublepharidae. Bases 115 to 1821 code for a protein of 568 amino acids. Gene Ontology annotation, molecular function: protein kinase activity; double-stranded RNA binding; ATP binding. The transcript is spliced from 16 exons.
CGAAAGCGGCGCUCUGGAAGUAGGCAGGCGGUCUCCGCGGCGCUUCGCAGCAAAGCGAGUCGAGCUUAUUUGGGGGACCAGUCGGAAAAUCCCGGGCUUCGUUAGCAUACGCUAAUGGCAGACAAUCAUGCUGUGCCCCGCGUGUAUAUGGCUAAACUUAAUGAAGACUGUCAGAAAAAAAAAUGGAAAAUGGAAUAUAAAGAUGUCAAUAUCACAGGCCCUCCUCAUGAUCGUAUAUUCACUGUAGUAGUUGUAAUAGAAAACAAAGAAUAUACCCCAGCGACGGGUAAAUCCAAGAAGGAGGCAAGAAGUCUUGCGGCAAAAUUCGCUUGGGAUGCUAUACACCAGGAAGUGAACGCACAUCCUGCUUCCACACCCCUGCAGCAGCCAUCCCCGUCCCCCUCACCCCCACCUCUACAAUUGCCCAAGUGUGCUGCAAGUUUAACUGAUGUUGCAUCUUCACCUAACUAUAUUUCCUUGCUCAAUGAAUAUGCACUAAAGAAUAAAGUCACUGUUCAGUAUCCUUUUAAGGAUAAAACUGGAGAGGACCAUAAGCCAAACUUUUUCUGUGCCUGUGAAAUUGGUGAUAAAAUUUAUGGUGAAGGUACAGGAAAAAACAAGCAAGCAGCAAAACUUAAUGCUGCCAAGCAAGCAUAUGAAAAGAUAAAGGCCCAACCAAAUUUCAGGCCAAGACAAAGUGCUGAUUCUCUAUAUACGUCACUCAGUAGUUCCCAGGAAACUUCAGAAGAGGCAUCUAUGAAUGGUGUGGAUUCUGACUUGGAAUGUAAGAGUGUAAACGAUAAACUGGCUGCUAAAAUUGAUGCCAAACAACUACAUGAAGCUUCUUCGUGUGCUCUGGCAAGUCCCAGAGGUCCUGCUGUGAAGUCUAAAAGGAAAGACACACCAUUGGCACCCACAUUUUCAAAGAUGCAUCAAAGAGAAAACAAAUACACAGUCAAUAAGAGGUUUAUUGAGGAAUUUGUAGAUAUAAAGAGAAUUAGCCGUGGUGCAUUUGGGUGUGUUUUCAAGGCAAAGCAUGGAAUUGAUAAGAGAGAGUAUGCUGUCAAACGAGUGAAACUCAGUUUUGAAGAAACAGACGCCGUAGCAGCAGAACGUGAAGUGGAAAAUCUAGCAGAACUUGACCACGAAAACAUUGUCCGGUAUUACGGUUGCUGGAUUGGAAAAGACACUUUUGAAUCAGAGGACAGCAUAAGUGAUGAUAGCUCACGGCUUACAGAUUAUAAAUGUCUGUUCAUAAAAAUGGAAUUUUGUGAGAAGGGAACACUGGACGAUUGGAUGAAUCAGAAAAGAGGGACAGAAAACUGCAAGGAUGACUCAUUAAUGAAAUUCCAACAGAUAGUGAAAGGGGUGGUGUAUAUUCAUUCAAAAAACUUAAUUCAUAGAGAUCUUAAGCCUCUAAAUAUAUUAAUAUCUAGAGAAGAUAAAAUAAAGAUAGGUGAUUUUGGAUUGGUAACAUCAAGUGUAGAUGAUCUAUCAGUACUUCGAACAGAAAACAGAGGGACAAAACGUUAUAUGGCCCCUGAACAGGCAGGGAACAGAUAUGGAAAAGAAGUGGAUAUCUUUCCUUUAGGAUUAAUUUUGUAUGAAAUGCUUCACAUAUUUAAAACAGAAACUGAGAAAUCCAAGGAGUGGCCUAACAUAAGAAAAUGCAGAUUUUCACAAACAUUUAAUGAGGAUUUUCCAACAGAGGGAGCCCUAAUUAAGAAAAUGCUUUCAGAAAACCCGUGUGACAGACCAAAAGCAACAAGGAUCUUGGAAAUUUUAAAUCAAACCAAACAACAUAGAGUACACAGUUGGUAGCAAAUAUCUCAGUACACGAUCACAGUAUUUUGGUCUAAAGAUUUCUUUGUAACAUUGAAAGUCUAAAACUGUUAUCCUAAUCCAUAUGUGACAAGCAAGUACACAGCCUGCUUGGGCCUUUUCCCUCUGAAGGGGUGUUGCCUCUUCCAGAGUGCUCUGAUCUGCUGGGGAUGGUUUCGGUAGGCUGAAUCAGUAUGCAAAGUCAAAUAAUCAGGAGUAUACAAGGCAGCAGUGUUGUCUUCCAGGUUGUGGAAUCCUCUGCGCACUGACAGGCUGUAUUAGCUUCUCUGCAUUUUAGUGAAAUUAGAUCUUUCAGUUUGAUCUUCAUUUUAGCUGGCAGUGAUGAGGGAAGUUUGAUUUUAUUGCCUUUAACUUUUAAAAGAUUUUAGACUUUUCUUACUGUGCUGCCAUAUUAGAUUUUUGUGCCCCCCCCCCAAGGUUAGCAGUUUUUAAUUGGGGCUCUUAUGAGAAAAGUGUACAUAAAGCAGAGCACCAAAAACAAAUUUUAAGUUUUGUAAACUAUCACAAGGCAAAACAUUAUGAAUUUUAGUUUUAAAAGACUACCUCCCCACAUGCAAACUGGAGGUAACAAUACAUAUCGAAGAAGUAAAGGGUUGGGGAAGAAAGUGAGGAUUUUUGAUCUUUCUUUGAAAAAUUAAAUUUAUUUAUUUGCUUCAUUUAUACUCUGCCUUUCUCUCCAGUGAUGACCCAAAACAGCUUACAUGAUUAUCUUCAUGUCUAUUUUAUCCUCAUAACAACCCUGUAAGGUGUAGGUGAGGCUGAGAGUAUAUGACUGGCCCAAGGUCACCCAGUGAGCUUCCAUGGUAAAGUGGGAAUUCAAACCUGGAUCUCCGAGAUCCUAGACUGACACUCUUAAUUACUAUAUCACAUGGGUUCUCUAAUGGGCAAACAUUUUUAAAGGAUACAUUCUAGGCAGUUAAUGUCUCCUAUUCCUAUCCUUCAUUAUUUAAUAUCAGUUUACAUAAUUAUUAAACGCUAGUGUGCUGCUUGCUUAACCCUUGUGCCAUGGAAGAUACUGGUGUGUGUUAAAGCUACAAGCAGAUUAAUAAGCCAACUUUGAACAUCAGGGGUGGGCAGAUGGAAGAUCAGUAUUCUGGUUAAGGUUGCCAGGUCUCCCUAAGCAACUGGCAGGGGAUGGUACUCACUGGAAUUAUUUUCUUUGCACAAAAUAGCACUCCCAACCUUCUAUAGCACUCCCAACCUCUAUGUGACAAUGUCACUUCUGGAAGUGAUGUCGUCAUGCUGACCAUGGGAGUGCUCCCACACUUUGUGCCAGCAUUCUUUGAGAAUUGGCCUGUUUGGGGCCAAAAUCAACACCACAUGAAGCACAGGAGCACUCCUGCAGCCAGCAUGACAAUGACGCUUCUGGAAGUGAUACCAUUGCACACUGCUGGGAGCACAUGUGCCAUGUGUUUGCCUUGGUUGCCUACUGGUGGCGGGUGAUUACCAAGUGGCUUGCUGCCACCUGAGGUAAAAAAAAAAAAGGUAAAGGUAGUUCCCUGUGCAAGCACCAAGUCAUUACUGACCCAUGGGGGGACGUCGCAUCACGACGUUUUCUUGGCAGACUUUUUACGGGGUGUUUUGCCAUUGCCUUCCCCAGUCAUCUAAACUUUGCCUCCAGGAAACUGGGUACUCAUUUUACCGACUUUGGAAGGAUGGAAGGCUGAGUCAACCUUGAGCUGGUUACCUGAACCUGGCUUCCGCCAGGAUCGAACUCAGGUCGUGAACAGAGCUUGGGCUGCAGUACUGCCGCUUACCACUCUGUGCCACACUGCUGGGAGCACAUGUGCCAUGUGUUUGCCUUGGUUGCCUACUGGUGGCGGGUGAUUACCAAGUGGCUUGCCGCCACCUGAGAAUGGGGGCAAAAUGCCAAGAGUUUGCUCACCACCAGGCACCAGGGGACCCUGCUACUGAUAGAUCUUGGUUUGGAACAUAAUAGAUCUGCUGAAAUUCAUUGGGAUAAGUCUCUUCUAUCUCCUGAUUUCCAGAAAUCUUCCAUUGUUGUGAGUGCUGGCCCACAUUGCUCUGGAAACUGGCCUACUUCACUGUACUAUAGUUCCUUUCUAGCAAAUUUGUAAUCUUGUUUCUUAAAAAUUGCAAAUAAAAAGGGAUAAUCGGUUUUCUCAGCCUUGCCUGUAGAAUGGUAUUCUUAAUUGGUUUCCUUCAACCAGGUUUUUGUGCAGUACUUUUAGGAAUAAUUGAGAUGUGAAUUGGUACUUCAAG